This is a messenger RNA of Camellia sinensis, 1051 nucleotides long. The record is from RefSeq and is a predicted model, not a curated record. Lineage: Eukaryota; Viridiplantae; Streptophyta; Magnoliopsida; Ericales; Theaceae.
UCUCUCUCUGUUUCUCGCUCUCUCCCUCUCUAGUCUCUCUCUCUCUCUCUAUAUAUAUAUAUAUCUCGUUGUCCCCCUUUCUCUAUUCCCCCUCUCUGUUUCUCUAUUCCACAUUCAGGUAUUCCUUUCUCUCUAUCCCUCUCUUUCUUCCCUCACCAUCGCGGAUCUAGGGUUUAAUUUUAUUUUUGAUGUUGUAGAAUUUUGAUAAAAUCAUUUUAGGGUUUUAUUCUUUUUCUACAUUUGAAGCAUAUAUGAGCUCCAAGUUCUGCUUAAUUCCACACUUUUGUUGCUCCAAGUCGUAAUUUCGAUCAUUGUGUACAUCGAGAAGCAAUUGAUCAGUUCAAAUCAUUGAUAAAGCUGUUCCAGAAGUAACUUGGGGUCCUUCAAGUUAUAAUGAUUCAAUGGAAUUAUGGAAGUUAAUUUUCACUUUGGGCUCUAUUUUUCUCAAGGGAAAGUAACGCCGUAUCUGUCUCUUUUGCACUAGUUAAUUAUGGUGGAUUAUGAGGUUAAUAUAUGUACUGGCAAAUUGGAAACUUUAAACCAUUGUGGUAAAGAACAUUUCAUGUCUAAUCUUUCCAUGCUGUUGCAGUGGUCUCCAUAUUCAACAGAAGCAGAACUUCUGCAACAAUUGCAGGCAGACAAAGUGAAAAGGCAGAUGACUGUAUCUAAUGGAAAGCUUUCUGUGGGUUAUUCAGCACCAGAGUACGCAAUAAGAGGCCAGUCGACACGUAAAGCAGAUGUAUACAGUUUUGGCGUUCUCCUCGUCAAGAGAGUUAGUGGGAGAAGCAACAGAAAUACAUGAUUACCCGUUGGAGAACAGUAUCUUCUUUGAAAGGGUAUGACAUUGUUAAUUGUUUCCGCAAACAUAGUCAUUGUUUUUGCAUUAAACAAUGAUUACAUGUGUCAGUGAUAUUAAUAAAUGACAAACAGUAAUCCAUGACCCAUCAGUUCAAAAACUUGAGAUAAUUCUCAUUUGUAAGUAAAUGAGACAAAGAAAUUGUAAGUUUUGAUGAAAAAUCUUAAGUAAUGGCCAAGUUUCUUCUGUUCAUCA